AUGCAGCUUCCAGUUAAACUUUUGAAAGAAGGCACUGACACCUCCCAGGGUAUUCCCCAGAUCGUCUCCAACAUCAAUGCCUGUCAGGUCAUCGGUGAGGCGAUCAAAACGACUCUUGGGCCCCGAGGCAUGGACAAAAUGAUCAUCGAUGCUAGAUCAAAGACUCACAUUUCCAACGAUGGUGCCACCAUCCUCCAGCUCCUCGACAUCGUCCACCCUGCAGCAAAGACCCUCGUCGACAUCGCCAAGUCACAAGAUGCCGAGAUCGGCGAUGGAACGACCUCUGUCACUCUCCUUGCCUGUGAAUUCAUGACGAUGAUGAAGCGAUUCAUCGAAGAUACCGUGCACCCACAGUUGAUCGUCCGCGCCUUGAGAGAGUCGGUCAACCUGGCCAUCAAACGACUUGAAGAAAUCGCUGUCAACCCAAUGAAGAGUGGUACUCCCGAGGACAGACGAUCAACCUUGAUCAAGUGCGCCCAGACAGCUAUGAGCUCAAAGCUCGUCGCUGCCAACAAAGAGUUCUUCUCCGAAAUGGUCGUUUCUGCUGUCCAGUCCAUUGAUCAGGAUAUCAUGCCGCUAGAGAUGAUCGGUAUCAAGAAGGUCCCCGGUGGUGCUUUGGAGGAUUCGCGACUUAUCAACGGUGUUGCCUUCAAAAAGACUUUCAGCUACGCUGGAUUUGAAAUGCAGAAGAAAGAGUACCAAAACCCACUGAUCGCCCUCCUGAACGUCGAACUCGAACUCAAGGCGGAGAAAGAGAACGCGGAGGUGCGCGUUACAAACGUCAAGGACUACCAGGAUGUCGUUGAUGCCGAGUGGGACAUCCUCUACGAAAAGCUCGAGUGCUGCUACAAAUCUGGCGCCAAGGUCGUCCUCUCCAAGCUUCCCAUUGGCGACGUUGCUACACAGUAUUUCGCUGACCGAGGAAUGUUCUGCGCCGGUCGAGUAGCUGACGAAGAUCUCAAGAGAACUAUGAAGGCUUGCGGUGGUGCCAUUGUGUCAUCAUGUUUGAAUCUGAGCGAAAAUCAGCUUGGAACAUGCAGCACGUUCACUGAGACCCAGGUCGGCAGCGAGCGAUUCAACUUCUUUGAGGGCUGCCCCAACGCCAAGACUUGCACCAUGCUCCUCCGAGGUGGCGCCGAGCAGUUUUUGGAAGAAACAGAGCGAUCCCUUCACGACGCGAUUAUGAUUGUUCGACGAGCGAGCAAGUCUGAUAGCAUCGUUGCUGGAGGUGGAGCUAUUGAAAUGGAGCUCUCCAGAACUCUCAGAGAACAUUCCCGAACCAUCAAAGGAAAAGGACAGAUGUUAGUGAAUGCAUACGCAAAGGCUCUCGAGAUCAUCCCACAGCAGCUGUGCGAUAAUGCCGGUUUCGAUUCUACUGAUCUUCUUAAUAAGCUUCCGCAUGCUGAUGGUCAAAUCUGGGCUGGUGUUGACGUAAAUGAAGAGGGCAUUUCCAACAACUACGAAAAGUUCGUUUGGGAGCCAGCUCUUGUCAAAAAGAACGCUUUAAUGGCUGCCACAGAAGCUGCAUGCGCCGUCCUCUCCGUAGACUGGACCAUCAAAGUGCCAAAAGCCACUCAAUAA
This is a messenger RNA of Oikopleura dioica, 1581 nucleotides long. Lineage: Eukaryota; Metazoa; Chordata; Appendicularia; Copelata; Oikopleuridae. The record is from the annotation of a GenBank genome assembly.